CAUAUAACACAUUCUGAUACGGCACUGCCCCUUUCACACUUUAGAAAGCUCGGCUAAGUAAUGACGUAAAGCUACGUUUCCCACUGAAGAAACAACCGCCGCCAUGUUGGGAUGUGUAUUCUGUACGCUGAUCGUGUGUGCCGCAAUUUAUGGCCAGGUUUCGACGAAAAUAAUCCGAAAUCUUCCAGCAAACUGGAGAGACUUCAUCGAUCCGGAGAUUCUCGCACAAAGUGAAAAUGAUGAUGAAUUUACGCGCUACGACAGCGAUUUGCCGGAAGGCGAUAUUCUGGGACUGCAAACGUUGCAGCUUGAGCACGGAGCAGCAAACGUCGUCAACGACGCCAGCUCUUUCUGGCCCAACAACACAGUUCCUUAUGAGUUCUCCAAAAAGCAGAACGCGUUAAUGAUGCUCACCCGGUUUCGGAAGCCGGCUUAUACUGCUAUGGCAAUUGCGAAUACCACAUAUUUGCCCCACUUACGGAUGACGUAAAUCAACCCAUUCGUGCCGACUCAAGCUGAGGAAUGAUAGCGGGCCGUUGGCAUCGGAGCCAAUUCGCUCCAGGCGUUGCCCAUGGGAUCGUAACAGAACGCGCUGUCCAUCGGCAUCAGUUCUUCCCUUCUGGCGGACUUCCAACCACCGAACGCGUACAGUCUGUCCUGACAGAUGACCAGUGCCAUACUGCGCAUCUGAAUGUUCGUCUCUUGCAAGAAAGUAACCGAUGUACGUUGCCAGCAACCGAACGCUUCGUCAUAGCAUUCGAACUGCAGAUGGUAGGUAAUGGCAGCGUAUGUCAGCAUACAGUAUCUCCCGUUUAAGAACGCUGCGUACUGGAAGCAGUGAUGGAACUCAGCGGUACAACCGCUCAGGCCUUGGUCGGGCAGCGCAGUCCAUUGGCGCUGGCCCGGCUCGUAAACGUGGAGGCGGUGGCAGACGCGCACAGCCACGCGAUUGCCGGGGGUCACGAUGACGGACGGGUUUAGGUCGCUCCGCAAUGCCGGACACGACGAAAGUGGCCUACAAGAAUUUCCCCAUCUCGGAUAGCAGCAGCCCUGGCAGAUCGUGGGCGAACCGCAGCAGUCGGUACCGUAAA
Messenger RNA from Paramacrobiotus metropolitanus, 1091 nucleotides. RefSeq lists its product as uncharacterized. Lineage: Eukaryota; Metazoa; Tardigrada; Eutardigrada; Parachela; Macrobiotidae. The transcript is spliced from 4 exons. Bases 104 to 490 code for a protein of 128 amino acids. The record is from RefSeq and is a predicted model, not a curated record.